AUGAGUUCCCAGAAGUCUUACGUGAAUGAAAGUUCUCACCUAUCAGAGGAAACAAACGAACUGAUCGGAACUUUAGCCGUCAUUCUACAUGUUCCAUUAACACCAUCUCAACUCUCGAUUUGCGUGGCACUAAUAGAGAAAGGUGUUUCUCAUCAAGGUUUGAUAAAGUCAGUUAUUCCUUUAAAGAAGAAAGUGAAUGAAUCACUCUUUGCUCUACAGACAUUGGUUGACAAAAACAAAUUAAGCAUUGGAUGCAAUUUAACCGGUCCUCUUCGAGGGAGAGUAUUAAAUUUGUAUGAAAAUGCUAAAGAAGCAUGUCAGAAGGAAGCCGACUUCGUCAGAAAUUUGCUGGUCGAUAUUGAGAAGUUACAUAGAAAGAGAUAUAAAUUGCAACGUGUCAACCCAAUGGGUCGAGGUGAGUUGAUGCAAAUGUUAUCACAGAGUGCGCGCAUUACUCCACUUUGGAUUGGACCUCCUGAUACUCAUCCACCAGCUUUAGUUGGUGCUAUUUCAGCACCUGUAUCGAUGUCUUUAAAAGUUGGUAUGGAAGUAGCCGCAUUCAUAGAUGGAAUUUGGAUUCUUGCUGAAGUACUUCAUACUCAGGCCGGUUCAAAAUAUGAGAUAAAAGAUAUCGAUGAUGAACAAAAAACUAAAUAUGUCGUACGCAGAAGUCGACUGAUUCCUUUACCUCGUUGGAGAGCAGAUCCAUUGCGUGAUAGUCAUGCUUUUUUUCCAGUCGGUGCCAUCGUACUUGCUCUUUAUCCCCAAACUACGUGCUUUUAUAAAGGUGUGAUAGAUCGAACACCAGAUACUUCACUUGAUGACUAUUUAGUAGCGUUCGAAGAUUCUUCGUUUCCACAAGGCUACUCACCUCCAUUACCAGUUCCUCAGCGUUAUGUUCUCACUCAUAAAAUACCAAAAGUGUAUAAAAACCGUUCUGCUUGCAAAUGA
This is a messenger RNA of Thelazia callipaeda (thelaziosis nematode), 951 nucleotides long. The record is from the annotation of a GenBank genome assembly. Lineage: Eukaryota; Metazoa; Nematoda; Chromadorea; Rhabditida; Thelaziidae.